Molecule: messenger RNA, 1866 nt
Organism: Homarus americanus (American lobster)
Lineage: Eukaryota; Metazoa; Arthropoda; Malacostraca; Decapoda; Nephropidae
Product: early nodulin-75-like
Exons: 6
Coding region: 1-1866 (621 amino acids)
Source: RefSeq, a predicted model, not a curated record
AUGGGGCCAGCUGAUGAGCCAAGAGUGCCCUCUGCACAGGUGCCCCAGUACCAGGUGCCCUCACUGCGUGCCCUCUACAAGGUGCCCCUCACGGGCCUCACUACACAGGUGCUCACUACAGGUGCAGCUCACUGCACAGGUGCACCUCACUACACAGGUGCCCUCCAGUACUGGUGCCCUCACUACACAGGUACCCCCACUCACGUUGCCCCCAGUACCGUGCCCCCCAGUACAGUGCCCCCAGUACACAGGUGCCCCCCAGUACUGAGACCCCCACUGCACAGGUACCUCAGUGCACCAGGUGCCCCUCACUACACAGGUGCCCCCUCUACAGGUGCCCUCACUGCACAGUGCCCUCUACACAGGUGCCCCUCACUACACAGUGCCCCCGGUACACAGGUGCCCCUCACUGCACAGGUGCCCUCACUACAGGUACCCCCAGUGCCAGGUGCCCCCUCACUACAGGUGCCCCUCACUACAGGUACCCUCACUACACAGGUGCCCCAGUACACAGGUACCCCUCACUACAGGUGCCCCCCAGUACCUGGGUGCCCCCAGUACUGGUGCCCUCUCUACAGAGUGCCCCUCGCCACACAGGUACCCCAGUGCUCCCCCCCCACAGGUGCCCCUCAGUACUGCCCUCAGUACACAGGUGCCCUCACUACAGGUGCCCUCUCUGCAGUGCCCCUCACUACACAGGUGCCCCUCACUACUGGGUGCCCUCACUACCUGGGUGCCCCCAGUCCACAGGUACCCCCAGUACCCAGGUGCCCCCAGUACACAGAGUACCCCAGUACACAGGUACCCUCACUACACAGGCCCUCAGUACCCACAGGUGCCCCCAGUACACAGGUGCCCCUCACUGCAGGUGCCCCCAGUACAGGUGCCCCCAGUACACAGGUGCCCCUCAGUACAGGUGCCCCCCAGUACUGGUGCCCCCAGUACACAGGUGCCCUCACUACAGGUGCCCCCAGUACACAGGUGCCCCUCACUACCUGGGUGCCCCCAGUGCACAGGUGCCCCCCAGUACUGGGUGCCCCUCGCACCUGGUACCCCCAGUACCAGGUGCCCUCUACACAGGUGCCCCCAGUACAGGUGCCCCCCCAGUACACAGGUGCCCUCACUACACCGGGUGCCCCCCUCACUACACAGGUGCCCCUCACUACACAGGUGCCCCCCCAGUACCAGGUGCCCCCUCACUACACAGGUGCCCAGUACACAGGUGCCCCCCAGGCACAGGUGCCCCUCAGUACACAGGUGCCCCUCACUACACAGGUGCCCCCCAGAUACAGGUGCCCUUACACGGUACCCCCAGUACACAGGUGCCCCCAGUACACAGGUACCCCCAGUAUGGUGCCCCUCACUACCUGGGCCCCCAGUACAGGUGCCCUCACUACACAGGUACCCCCAGUACACAGGUGCCCUCAGUACCUGGUGCCCCUCACUACACAGGUGCCCCCCCAGUCUGGGUACCCCCAUGGUACCCCCAGUACACAGGUGCCCCUCACUUGGGUACCCUCCAGUACACAAGUGCCCCUCACUACACAGGUGCCCCUAGUACACAGGUACCGCUCACUACUGGAGUACCCCUCAUAUUAUGGAUCGUUUUGUGACGAGGAGUCUGUGGCCGGCAGCAGUGAUCCUGCCGACCAGUACAUGAACACGGAAGUUGAAGUGACUGAGACUGUUGACAGCCAGUCCACUGAGACUGAGGUGGCAGAGGUACUGUCCCGUGAUAAGGUCCGGCACUCCAUCAACGGCUGGUUCCACGGACCUAACAUUGAGAGACCGCCCAAGUACAUCACACCUUCCAGAGCCUUUGAUGUUCCUUUGCAUAUUGAGGUUAGCUUAGGUUCCUGUUCUUAA